CCCCGGCUCCGGAAACGCGCUGCUGGGCUGCAGGGCUCAGACGGGCGCUCGGGGCUCCGCGGCGCUCCCUGCCACGCCGGACCUGCUUGGGCAACGCCAGCUCCCCUCUGCCGAGGGCCGCACCACGGUUGCCGCCGGGCCUGGGUGAGCGUGCCUACCGCGGGAGAGUGUGCUGGCCGAGUGAUGGUGCGGGAGGCGGGAGGCGGGACGCGGGACGCGGGACGCGGGAGGCAGGAGGGACGCGCGAGCCCCAGUGAUUGUGAGCGAAGCGGAAGGAUGUGCGGGGCGAAGUGAGCGUGCGGGACCCGUGGCGAGAGGAUGUGCUGAUCUAGGGUGCGUGUGCGGGCCGCGGGAGAGCCUGCGAGGGAGGGGGCGUCUCAGCCCUGCUGCGGGCCCUUGGCAGAAGGGGACGGGUCUCUGAUAGCGGGGACGACGAGGCCCGAAGGCCUUCUCGCGGCGGGCAGGGGGCGGCGGUCAAGGGCCGGAAUCGCGGAUCUGCGGAGGCCUACGCUGUUCUACGGAGGACACUGCUGGGUCGGAGGUGAGAAAGAGGACCCCCUCAGCGCCCCAAGUGCCAAGGAGGGGGGCUUAAAGGACUCGUCUCCAAUAUGAGGGAGGGGCUGAACCCCGAUCCCUGGUGCUGGUGAGGGUUCCAGCUGGGGGCGUCCCUCCUUUCCAUUUGCUUGAGGGUCGAGCAUCAGCUUGGCAAGAGAGUGGGAACCACAAGAGCUGGGAUGGGGGCCAUGAGGAAGUGAGCAGCCCCUGCUUGGUGAAGGGAGCUCAAGCCCCCUCCGGGGCUUUUUCUCUUGCACUUCUGGGGUCCGCGGUCUCCCGCUGCACCCCACUGCCCCCUCCCCUUCAAGUCCUCUGCUGUCCCUCCAGUCUCUUUUUGGGUGACUUUAGAUCUUCAUACCAUGCAUACCCUCACUCACCUGCUGCCUAAAGCCCACAGUCUCCCCAGUGCCCCUCUGGCAGUUCCUGGCCCUCUUCCCAGCCAUCAUUGGCCUAGCCAGGCUGGUGGCCCCUCUCCAGUCUCCUCGGUCAGUGAAACAUUUCCUGUUCAACCUCAGCCCCGACAUUGUCCUCUGAAAGUGGGUUUCACGGGCUUGACAGAAUAGCACCCCCUCUGGGACCAGGGCUGCCCCAGCCUCCCCCCACACACACACACCCGGGGCCUCUCCCUGCAGCAACUUGCACAGUGUCUGGCACACUUUGGUGCAUUCCCCAAAACUGUUCCCAGGUCUAUAUUUGGAAGCCUAUGGAGCAGUGAUUUCUAGCCUUCCUCUGGCGAGAGACCCCUCAGAAGAUCUAGAAAGUGUGAAGUCUUCCCAGAAGUCUGACUGGCAGCCCGGGCUCCAUGGGUUCCCAUCUGAGGAGGCACCUGGGCAGGAGCCUUGUGGGAUGUGAGCUAGAGAUGACAGAGCCUACACACACUAGUGUCCACAUCAGAGUCCCCUGGAGGACUUGUUGGAAAAUGCAGAUUCCAGACCUGCUGCCACUCUGCCACUUGAGUUCUUGCUGAACUCCAAGCAAGGUUCCUGACACAAUAACUAAGCCCUUCCAAACCUGCCAGGGAUCCUUGGGUGGCCCAGGGCCCCUUGGGAUUCCCACAGCAUCCCACCCUACACUUGGUUUAGAAUCUAGGCAGUGUAGCCUCAAUGAGGCCAGACUUACAAUUUAUUUUGAUUUUUAGUAGGACACCAUGCGUCUUCUUGGGGAAAUGAGAACAUAAACCUUUCCUCAAUUAAGUACAACAAACACUACAAAAUCUCCUUCUGGUCUACCUUCUGGCUUUUUAUAGAAGUGAAAGAAGAUGGAAACCUAAACAGAGAGAGAGACAGGUGCCCAGGCAAAGUGAGAGAGGAAACAGAUGCCUUCCCACCCACACACACAGAAAAAGGCACACACAGACACAAAUAUCCCAAGAGAAACAGACUUUCCUGGUGAGACGCCCUCUGUUUUGGCCCAUCACGAUUCUGCUACUUCAGUGUAGAGGCCAGCUUGCACAGAGAGGGAUAGACCCGAACCGGGCCUGCCAGGUCGAUUGAAGGUCAAGGUCAAGAUGGGCUUCAGCCCAGGGGCCAGCUCAGCUCUCACAUCUUGGCCCACUGGGUGCACUGGGACCUCUGGCAUGGCCUGCCCUGCCACUGAGCAUUUGCUCUACAGCAGGACAGGUUCCUGGAAGGUAGGUACACGUGAGUUUGCUUCUGUUCACCUGGAUUAUUUCAACCCAACAGGUGGGACCGUACCUGCUGGACUAAUCCCUUGCAAUUGUUCUGAGACAUGAUGAGUUAUCCCUGUGUGUCUCUUUGGGUUGGCAGCCAAACAUCAAUUUCAAUUGGAGAUUAAUUUUUAAAUAAGUUAUCUCCACCUGCUCCCCAAGGUCUUGCCCUUCCCCAGGAUGGAGCCCCGGGAAACCAGGUCCUGGCAGCCCCUCUUGAGAUGCUGGAGGCCCAGGGUUUGGUGCCGUCUGGUGAUGCAGUGCAGUACCUCACAGAAAGAGAGUGGCUGAAGCUGGACCCUGAACAGAGGACACUGGCAUAUUACGGGCACGUGACUUCUGUGGCAGGAGUGCCCAUUUUGCAUCCUACCUUGACCUCCCACCUGGCACAAGGACAAGUCCUGUUGGUGUCAGACCCUUCCCUCAGCACGGAGCAAGCUAAGCGCCCCGAGAGCACCUCUGUGACCUGCCACCGGAGGAUGGGUGAAGAAACCCAGCCACAGGAAAUGACAUCCGUGAGCUCCCCCAGGGCCGAUGACCCCAGGGCCGAGGGCAGGGGAGGGUGCCCACAGGACCUGCCUAUAGAACACCACUUUGCAUGUAAAGAGUGUGGGGCCACCUUUCGGCUGAAAGUCCUCCUCGUGCAGCACCAGCGGGUUCACAGUGAGGAGAAGGGGUGGGAGUGUGGCGACUGCAGGAAGGUCUUCAGGGGGGCGGCCGAGUUCAAUGCACACAGGCAGAGCCACGUGGCCGCUGAGCCCCGGCCUGGCCCCAGCUGGGCCCUGGAAGACGCCAAGGCAGAGCGGAGGGAGCAGCUGGAGAGGGAGGCGAUGCCCUUUGAGUGUGAGGAGUGCGGGAAGAGGUUUAAGAAGAACGCGGGCCUCAGUCAGCACCUUCGCGUGCACAGCCGCGAGAAGCCCUUCGACUGCGAGGAGUGCGGGCGCUCCUUCUCCGCACACACCCACCUCUUCCAGCACCAGAAGCUGCACACCGCCGAGAAGCCCUUCGCGUGCAAGGCGUGCAGCAGGGAUUUCCUCGACCGCCAGGAGCUGCUCAAGCACCAGCGCGUGCACACAGGCCACCUGCCCUUCGACUGCGACGACUGCGGCAAGUCCUUCCGCGCCGUCAACGGGCUGGCCGAGCACCAGCGCAUCCACAGCGGCUCCAAGCCCUAUGGGUGUCUGCACUGCGGCAAGCUCUUCCGCAGGAGCUCGGAGCUCACCAAGCACCGGCGCAUCCACACUGGCGAGAAGCCCUACGAGUGCGACGAGUGCGGCAAGGCCUUCCGCCAGAGCUCCGGCCUGCUGGAGCACGCUCGCAUCCACAGCGGAGAGCGGCCCUACAUGUGCGGGGAGUGCGGCAAGGCCUUCCGCGGACCCUCCGACCUCAUCAAACACCGGCGCAUCCACAGUGGACUCAGGCCCUACGAGUGCGACAAGUGCGGCAAAGCCUUCCUCAGGAGCUCGGGCCUGAGCCGCCACCAGCGCAUCCACAGCGGGGCGAGGCGCUGCGUGUGCAGCGAGUGCGGCCGCGUGUUCAAGAGGCGUUCGGCGCUGCAGAAGCAUCAGCCCACCCACCGCGAGUAGGGCCGUCCCCAGAGGCCAAGGUCGGGCUCAAACGAGAUGAACAGUUUCGUAGGGCCGAUCUAUUUUAUCGUCUGAGAGGUCAAACCGAUUUCCACCGCCACCAGCAAUUUCUACGUGUCCGUGUUUCCCGUUAUGCGCAGUGAGAAUAGCUUUUCCCAUUUUAACUUAGUUUGGCUAGUUUGCCUGGCACAGGGUGCCUUCAGGGUACUUCAGUCCUCACGCCUUGAAUGACAAGAGAAACGUGGCUGGGGGGUGGGGUGCUGGGAGGUCCUCUACUCCAGGCUCUGCCCCCACGGGAAAAGAUUACCCCAGAAGAUUUAUGGCCUACUUGGAUUUAUAAAUGUUUAGGGAUGUAAAUAGAAUAAGUACUCAAAUGUCUUAUAAUAUUUAACUUAUUAAUUUAGUUCUACAUACAUAAUGUAAAUCACAUAUGAUAUAGAAUAAUAUAUUAAUUUAGAAAAUACGCCUUUUUGCCACACUCCGUUUCCUGAAAUGUUUUAUCCUAACAACUCAUACACUCACCACGGGAGCCCUUUCAGUCACCAGUCUUGGCACAUCCGGUCACUUCUAUCCGGGCUUUGCAUGGCAGCACUGUGACAAUCUCCACAUAAGGCUCUCACCAGAAACUUCCUCCCAGGCCAUAAUAACACAUUCAUAUAACAAUAAGACAGUUGUUUUGUGUGUUUUUAAUUAGUCCUGUAACUCUGCAACACAACCACUUAGGGUGGUGCUUUUUCAAAUGACCUUUUAAAAGGCUGUUUUUUAAGCAUCUGAUCCGUUGUUCUGAGGUCAUACUCCUGGUAAAAAUUAAUCAAGGUUAAAUGUUUUUGCCUCUUUUUUUUCCAUAAUCCAAUUCAAUUUGGUGACUCCUAUACCUACCUGAAAUAAGCAUCAUCGGUGGCAUUCCGCCUAAUGGGUCUUGUCCUCAAGCAGCACCAUUGUGUUUGAAAAGAAGUAGGCAAGAGAGAAGCCCCAAAUAAGAGGGUGUCUUCAAGACUCAAGGGUAAGGUAGCACCACUUUGAUGGGAGCAAGAGCCUCUCCCAGUAUUGGGCUUCAAUGGUACUUCUCCAACCCUCCGGCUUAUAGCUCUGCCAACAUGGGGGCAGGGGGCAAUCCCAGUACCUCCUUCCCAACUCUGUCAGAAGGAACAGCCCCACUGCCUGCCUGGCAAGAAGGUACACACCCAGUGAAGGUCAUCUGCUGUCAUCGUCAUAGUUAUUGCUGUCAUUCUACAGCUCAUUAAUGCCACACCUGGGGAUGGAACCCAGGCCUCCUGAGUACUAGUGUCAUCUUUUUUGUGUGUGUGACAACCUAAAUAGUACUUCUGUUUGCUUGCAUGCAAUUGUACGUUCAUCUCCUUUGACUGGUUACCAAGUUACCUUUGGAUAUAUUGACUCUAUGUAGCAGUUCUUUCUAUAUCAAUUGUGAUGUUCUCUUUUCCAAUUUUAUUGCUUUGCUCUUUAUAGCACUUUUUAUUACAUUUUUGUUGUGCAAGCUCUUGAUGAUUUUUACAUAUCCCAGUAGUGGUUUUGUAGGUCGUAACUUUCAUUGCAUCAGUACUUAGAUAAGAUGACAUUUUCUUCUGGAAUUUUAAUUACAAACAGAAGUCGAAACCCUGCCCACCAGAAGGUGAAUCCAUCAGGUGGGUGGGCCAGAUAGGAAUGGGCCUGAGAAGCAGGCCCGUUCUUCAUUCAGAUGCAGACUCUGUAUAUCUGCGGGCAGCACUUGACUAUCCAACCCAGCCACUGAGGCAUACUAGAGAUACGUCCAUCACGAGCAGAGCACUCCGUGACUGCUCAUCGGACAACCCUGGCCACAGCAGCAGGGCUUGGUGCACACUGUAUACGCACUGGGCCUGGCAGCAGCCAGCCCACCUCCGAGCUCCCGAGAACCUUGGCAAUGGAUUCAGUGACUGAGCAGCAGAUCCACCAAAGCAGCAUCUCCUGGGACACAAGAAGACUCACCUGAAUGAUCUUCCUCCCAGCGAGUGACUCUGGUUUGGUGGCCUCUGCUUUGGGCAACUAGGGAGCUAUUUGCCCACCUAUGCUGGUGUCACCUUCCGAAGUCACACCUAAGAUGAGUGACAGAACAGAAGUUUGGAGAGAAACUCUGUUGCUGAUGGCCUGUGUGUCAAUUCUGACAGAAGCUGGCUGCACAAGGCUGGGGCCAGGACUGCAGUAGCCAUGUCCACGAGGGGCAGUGAAGCAAGGGUAACAGCAAUCAGGCCCUUCUGGUGGCUCUGAGGCAUAGAAAUAGAAGCUGUCCAUCCUGGGGCUGGGCGUCACUGGUGGCAGCCUUCCCCAGGAAGAACAGCAGCAAGGGCUGGCCAGGAAGCUGGCCAUGCCAGGCCUGCGGCACCACCUCCCAGCCACUGUGCCCCGGGGGGCGCUGGAGGCCAGGCGCUGCAGCAGACAUGCAGGCACAGCCAGGAAGGGCCUCCCAGGCCCCUUCCUGGGAAGUAGGGUCUGACAAUGAUUCCUGUGACCUUGGCCAGAAGGUCCUCCCCAAGAGCCCCCAGGCGACCACAGUGGCCCCAUGGGAUAUCUCCAUCCUGACCUCCAGGCUGGAGAGAAACCAACACACCUGUAACAUAGCGAUUCCUUUUGCUCUGGGCUCUGUUCUUGCAGUAGUUGUGAAUCUGUCUGAACUCACUACUUUCUCUGAUCAGUUUUCUCUUUUCAAGCUGUCAGGGCAUGUUUUGUAUAGCUGUCAUUUGGGUAAGGAAUGUUGACGUGUACCAGGGCCAAGUCUGAGCACCUUUACCUUGAAAGAUUCUGCCGUUUCUUUGACCAUUCAAUUGGUCAUUUGUCCAGCUGGAUAUGAAGGGUUCCACUGAAGUCUAGAUUAACAUUAACUCAGCAUAUAGCAUAGUGGUCACUGCUCCCAGCCAGAACUCGGCACGUUGACUUCCCUUCUUGCCCUCCUUGGUACUUUUUUUCUGUGUGGUACUUUUUUCUAGUUUGGGCUGUAUAAUAUUCUCUCAAACAAAUCCUCAUCUAAAGUUAACACUAAUGAUCAUGUCUUUUACUUCACUGUUGACAUAGUGGCUUUCCAUGGCAUUGGCAGUGAAGUCUGCAUGCUUCAAAUGCAAUCAGUCUGUGGCUUUCACAUGUGUCCCAUAGCUUCACCACUUCAUCUUCCCCCUUGGGUACCUAAGAGGUGGAUUUCCUUGGAUUCUCCAGGUACAUCGCUCUGUCCGAGGCAGAUGCAAGCAGCCAUCCUGUUGUGUUUGUCUGUACAUUUGUGUAUCUACCUCACUUCGCUUUUCUUUCUAACCACAUGUAUUCCUGUUGCAAGGGAAAUGGAGAGCAGCUGGGUUACGUGGAAUUCUGGCUUUUGAUGAAAAUAUAUUCUUUCCUACCACAGUAAGAAAGAAACCCUCCAUUGCUUUCAUUAGCGUUUUGGAUGCUUGCUGAAAUUUUCAAAAGGAAGGAAUUGUUUACCAUUUUUGCUGCUUCUUGUGUCGUCCCCACUCUUGCAUCUCUGGAGUAACCCUCGCCCAGUCACAUCUUUCUCCUGUGGUAUCUGCAUUCCACGUGCUUGGUUUUGUGUCUGCAGUGGCAAGGCCCGGCGUCUGCCCUGCCCGCAGCCGGGGCCGUGGCCCUGUUGCACACCGUGUGACUCGCCACUCCCUUCUAGGCUGCAUUAAUUAAAACAGAACUGAACGCCCAACUCUAGGGCACCAGCAGUCCACAGAGCUAGCUGGAGACCAUGGACCGUGCCUUUCAAGUCUGAGGAAAGCAAACAAGGAAACGUGUUCGAAAUUGGAUCGUGGAGAGAGCCACACGCACAGUGUGUAGAGGAGCUGCCCCCGUGGGGCAGUUGAAGAUCUGCGCCAAGUUGAAGACCUGUGGUCUUUCCUGGCCUGCCCAGCACUCCCUCCCUCCCAGCACACCAAGGGAGGCCUGACUGCAUUGUGUUCUUGGACUGCUGGCGACCGCCUCUUGUCAGUCCACGAGUGUCCCCAGCAAGGACCUGGCCCUUGACUGGAGCCAGUUUAAGUCUCUGCUUUUUGCAGUUUGUCCAAGAGCCAAUUACAUUUGACCAUUUGGCUGCUUUGUGAGAAGAAUCACAUUGCUGGCGUCCCUCAAGCUCUCCUCAGCCAGCAUCCCCGGCCCAAGUCCCACCUGACUGCUGUGACACCUGUUUAAAUGUGGUACCGUAUUCUGUUCACUAGGAUGGGUGAAAUCUAGGCCUUCUGUCUCAGUGAGUUUGACCAGCGGCUUUCUGUCUGCAUAUUGCUCCUUUCCUGAACCAGCAUUUGAGCAUAUAAUGAGUUCAUCACAGCCCACCCUGUUCUCUAUUUGGAAAGUGUUUCACUGUUUCCGGCCAAUUCAUUGGAUUGGGGAAUUGAUCACGCCUCUCUGAAUAGUAUACUUACAUUCUGUAGUUCUCAUUUCGUCAUUUGGGGUUUGCUUUCCAAACUAGAAAUGGCCUCUUUAAGCUUGACCCUCAACGUUCCCUGCAUAUCUCUGAGAACAGUAGCUGUGUCCUGCCCCCGUUUGUAUUUCAGUUGUGGAUGCUCUUUUGUUGUCCCUCCCAGAUUUCAUUCCCUAGUCUGUUUUCUGGCACUCACUAUAAUCAGCCUUGCACUAGAGAUGUUUGUGGACUUGGCUUCUCCUCUCUCCCACCCAAACCCUCCCCCACCCAUUAGAUUGUGAGCUCUUAGAAGACAGGGGUGGCCCUCAUGUCUGAUCCCCUACCAAAUCUAGCACAGUGCCUUGCAUCGAGUAGAUUUCAAUAAAUAUAUGUUAAAUGGCA
Molecule: messenger RNA, 8569 nt
Organism: Heterocephalus glaber (naked mole-rat)
Lineage: Eukaryota; Metazoa; Chordata; Mammalia; Rodentia; Bathyergidae
Gene: Znf275
Product: zinc finger protein 275
Biological process (GO): regulation of DNA-templated transcription
Molecular function (GO): DNA-binding transcription factor activity, RNA polymerase II-specific; RNA polymerase II cis-regulatory region sequence-specific DNA binding
Source: RefSeq, a predicted model, not a curated record